CACAUUCGGUUAUGUGCUCUAAACUGCUCCAAGAGUGCUCCAACUCAGAACCAUGUGUUCGGGUUGGCAACUCUGCCCCGGAGCAUAUCGUGUAGCGUAUUCGACUUGACAACACCGCUCCGAGAGCAGGCAGAACACGUGUUCGUGUAACACGCUCCGCUACGUCACAGAGCAUUUUGCGUAUUCGAGAUACAAAUCCUGCUCCACGACAGGGCAAAAAACGUAUUCGGUUUGUAACAUAAAUCCACCCCGGAGUCAAUCUAGAGCAAGAAAUCUUGCUCCAUCUUUUUCGACGGAGCGACAGCAAUAAUUUUUUAAAUAUCUUACUGCGCAUGUCAUAUUUUGAAUUUUAAAAUGGAAAUUGAAGCAGAAACUUUGACUUUAGCUUUUGAACUUUUAGAAAGUUCUAGUGAUGAUAGUGAUAAUGAAUUUUUUGAAGUUAUGAAUGAAUUUCUUAUAGAAAAAAGAGAUUGUCCUAAAAUUAAAGGUUAUGUCAGAAUAGUGUUAGAAGAAUAUGAUAAUAUAGAGUUUAAAAGAAAUUUUAGAGUAUCAAGAGAGAUGUUUCUUAAACUUCAGGAAAUGUAUGAGAACUCUAAUUUUAUUAGUUCAAAUAAUCAUGGUUUACCAUGUACCUCAACCGAGUCACAAAUUUUGCAGUUUUUGUGGUUUGCGGGAAACAAAUGUGUAAUUCGAGAUGUUGCUGCAAGGUUUGAUGUUGCAGAGUCAACAUGCCAUGCUAAAAUAAAUAAUGUUAUGAAUUUUUUAAUUGACAUUGCACCUCAAAUAAUUAAAUUUCCAAGAAGUGAAGAAGAAAAAACAGCAGUUGCCGAAAAGUUUGAAGAAAUUGCAGGUUUUCCUGGAAUUAUUGGUGCCAUAGAUGGCAGUUACAUCCCAAUAAGAACCCCAGCAGACAAAGUAAAAAGUACUUACGUCAACCGACAUGAUCAAACGGCGUUAAGUUUACAAGGAAUUUGUGACGCAGAAAAAAAAUUUAUAGAUGUUUUCACUGGAAUAUCUGGCAAAGUUCACGACUCCACUCUUUUUAAAAUGUCCUUUAUUUAUGAUGAAAUUGUUGCAAUUUGUGGUGAAAAGUGGCAUUUAAUAGGCGAUGCUGCAUAUGGGAUAAGGAAAUGGUUGUUAGUGCCUUAUCGUGAUUACGGGAAUAUGUCACAGGAACAAAAACAUUUUAAUAAAAAAUUGUCGCAGAGUAGAGUAAAAAUUGAAAAUGUUUUUGGGUUAUUAAAAGUACGAUUCCGACAAUUACAAAAACUAGAUUUUUUAACUGUCAAAAAAAUGUCCCAAUUUAUAAUGGCUUGCUGCGUAUUACAUAAUUUAUGUAUUUUAAAUGAAGAUGAGUGGGAUGAUUAUAUAGAAGGCGACAAUGAUGAUAAUGAGUAUACUCCUGAUGCGAAUGAAAAUAUUAAUGAAAAUCACGAAAAAACAUUGGGAGAAAUUAAAAGGGAUGAAAUGUGUUACAAAUUUUCAAACAUUAGGUAAAAAAUUUUGUAUAUUUUUUUACGUUAUACGUUUAUAUAAUACAUUUAAAUUGUUUAUAUAAAAU
Molecule: messenger RNA, 1561 nt
Organism: Leptopilina boulardi
Lineage: Eukaryota; Metazoa; Arthropoda; Insecta; Hymenoptera; Figitidae
Product: putative nuclease HARBI1
Exons: 4
Coding region: 355-1497 (380 amino acids)
Source: RefSeq, a predicted model, not a curated record